AUGCCAUCUUCAUGCAAAGACAUCCGUGCUGCGCUAGCCGAAUGCCUCCAACAAAGCGACUGUAUCAUGGUCCAACGCCACAGUGCCGCCGAUUGCCUUCGCCCGCCGCUCGUGGACACCCUUCCAACACGAUGCCAGCAACUGAAGAAAGGCUACGGAGAGUGCAAGCGCGGUCUGAUCGAUAUGCGCAAGCGCUUCCGAGGCAACAAGCCUGUCGCUUCUAGUGUCGAGAUCGAAGCCGGCGCCGACAACCCGAGCAGACAGCUUUAUGCUGGUAAGAGCGCUUUCGGUGAUAUCAAAACCACCGAGGGCAAGGACUCUCCCGAGGAAGACUCAUAA
Messenger RNA from Aureobasidium pullulans EXF-150, 339 nucleotides. RefSeq lists its product as uncharacterized. The record is from RefSeq and is a predicted model, not a curated record. The transcript is spliced from 2 exons. Gene Ontology annotation, cellular component: mitochondrion. Lineage: Eukaryota; Fungi; Ascomycota; Dothideomycetes; Dothideales; Saccotheciaceae. Bases 1 to 339 code for a protein of 112 amino acids. Gene Ontology annotation, biological process: mitochondrial respiratory chain complex IV assembly.